AUGAGUGAUCAAUUUGAUGAUGAUGAUUUUGUGGAUGGAGAAGAAAUCUAAAAUAAUAAUCCAAGCAAUUAAGUAUAAAUUAACACUGAUCAAUAAAUUCAAUCUAAAAAAGUUGAGGAAAUGGAUGAUGAUGAUGAAGAAUAAAUAAUUAUUACAGAUGAUAAUUAACCAAUUCAAAUAUAAUAAAAUAUUUAAAAUGAUGAAAUUCAAGUACAAUUCAUUGAGCAAACUUAAAACCAAGAAUAUCAGAGUUCAAAGAGUAUUGAAAAUUAAUAAAUUAUUGAAUAAUAAUAGGAAAAUCAUUUAGAAGAAAUUAUUUAAAAUUCUGAGAUAGAAUAACAAAUAAUAGCCAAAAAUAAUGAUAUUUAAUAAUAAAGUAUACAUGGAGAAGAAAAUGAAUAAUAAAAUGAAGAUGAAGAUUUUGAGGAAGGAGAAGAAAUAUAAAUUUAGAACACAGAAGAAAAUAUUAUAAAAAUAUAAGAGUAAAUUAAUUAGAUUGAAGAUAAUUAAGUAGAAUAAGUAGAAUAAUAAUAAUAAUAAUAAUAAUAAUAAUAAUAAUAAUAAUAAUAAUAAUAAUUAAAUCAUAAUAGCGAUACAGAAUCAGAAGAAGAAAUUAUUGUAUUAGAUAAAGAGGAUAAAUUAGUUGAAGAAGAACAAUAAAAAAUUGAUGAAGAUGACUUUGUGAGUGGAGAAGAGAUUGAAAUAUAAAAUGAUAAUUAAGAAGUUAAAUAAAUAUAAAAUAAUGAUGAUGAUGAUGAUGAAUUUGAAGAAGGUGAAGUAAUUGAAGAAUAAGAGGAUAAUACAACUCAAAUUAAGGAGGAAAAUGAUUAAACUAAUAAUCUAAAUUAGGUAAAUUAUUAUUCAAUAUUUAGAGAGUGUCUUCUGUUAAUAAAUAAUAAAUUGAUCAUUUAUACAAUGAAUUAUGUUAAGGAUUUUAAUGUCCUCUCUAAAAGAAUUUCGAUUUAGAUUCAGUGUAAUAAUUUUUGAUUUUUAAUAGGCCUGCUUUAUAAUUUAGUUCAAUUGAAACUGCUUUAGAUAAAAAUAGUGUGAAUUAUCUUCUUGAAAGAGAGUAAUAUAAAAUAAUAUAAAAGAUUAUAGCAUGGACAAGUCUAGAAAGAUUUCAAUAGUAUGACAACUCCAUCUAAAAUCAAUAUUAAUGAAAUAGGAGUAUCAUAAGAAUUAAAGAAUGCAUUCCUUGAUUAAAUUAAACUCUAUACAUUAAUAUGGACCAAGUAUUAACCAUACAUUUAGUAUUUAUAAUUUUAAUGAUUAGAAUGUCUGACCAAUAUAAUUUUGUAAUUGAAUACCCAAUGUUUGAAUAUGUAGAUGUAUCUUCAGACAAGUCUCCAGUUCCAAGAGGUGGAACUUCUCAAUUUUAAUUAAAUGAUAUAGGAAGACCAGGAUUGUAAGAGAUAUUAGAUUUAAUUCCUGAUUAUUCUAAACUGUUAGAACAGACUUUCUCAAAUGAAACAUGA
Paramecium pentaurelia is the source of this 1475-nucleotide messenger RNA. NCBI's taxonomy places the organism in Eukaryota, Ciliophora, Oligohymenophorea, Peniculida, Parameciidae. The record is from the annotation of a GenBank genome assembly.